Messenger RNA from Phragmites australis (common reed), 3217 nucleotides. RefSeq names its product G-type lectin S-receptor-like serine/threonine-protein kinase At1g34300. Gene Ontology annotation, biological process: recognition of pollen; protein phosphorylation. Gene Ontology annotation, molecular function: ATP binding; protein serine/threonine kinase activity. The coding region runs from base 431 to 2869 and encodes 812 amino acids. The transcript has a single exon. NCBI's taxonomy places the organism in Eukaryota, Viridiplantae, Streptophyta, Magnoliopsida, Poales, Poaceae. The record is from RefSeq and is a predicted model, not a curated record.
CCCGAAGAAAAGCUGCACUGCAGAUGUGGUAUGCAAAUCCAAGUCAAGUAGUGUUCCCCUCCCCGGCCACCUGGUUCACAAGAUUGGAUUGCAGGUCGGGCACGCCAUCCGCUGUAACAGUAUUGAAACUAGCAAACAAACAAAAGAAUUCCAUUCCAAUUUCCAGCGGCAACGAGGCAGACAAACUAGCAAUGGCAAUUUUUUAGUCAUGUCUAGGUGCCAUCAAUCGGUCCAUUUGACCAGGAUUAGUUAGUGUUAGCAGACGCCUCGCACAAUACUUUUCUUUUCUCACCGAGAGGGAGAGGGAGAGGGAGAGGGAGAGGAAGAGGAAGAGAAAAAGAAAGAGGAGGAAGAUUCUUGGCUGCAGCCGGGACGGGGUCACGGGAGAGCAUCCAUCAUUCCAUCUCCGGCCCAGUGGGUGCACGGGGACAUGGCGAUGAUUCCCAUGGCCUCCCUCGUCCUCUGUCUCCUCCUCAUCCUGCCUCUCGCCGCUGCCCAGGCCCAGCAGCAGCAGCAGAUGCUCACCUUCUCCGCCAACGACACGGCCUGGCGCCCCACCGACAGCAACCGCACCCUCGUCUCCCGUACUGGGGAUUUCGCCGCCGGCUUCGUGCCCUCCUCCCCGGGAAAGUACCGCUUCGCCGUCUGGGUCGUCGCUUCCAACAACGCCAUCAUAUGGUACGCUCACGACACCGAUAACUACUCUGCUUCCGAGGCCGACGGCACCUCCGCGCUCGCCGUCGACGCGGCGGGCGUGCUCUCCUGGACUGCCGCCGGCAACAACAACACCAUCAUCUGGUCGCCCCCUGCCAAUUUCUCCACUGCGAUGGCGGUGCUGCAGCUCAACGACACAGGGAGCCUAGUCUACGGGAGCGGUAGCAGCGCCUGGUCGAGCUUCACCGUGCCCACCGACACGCUCAUGGCAGGGCAGGCCAUACCCCGGGGAGGCAACGGCACCACGCUUCAGUCCGGCAACGGCCGCUACAGUUUCUUCGAAUCAACGACGCUGCAGAACGGAAAAAUGAUGUACGCCAACAUGAGCAACGCUCUGCUCAACCUCACCGCCGACGGCACGCUCGUCCUCAGCGGCGGGUCGCUCAUCGCCUCCGACCAGGGAGCCAGGCGGCUGCGGCGGCUCAAGCUCGACGACGACGGCAACCUGCGCCUCUACAGCCUGCGGCCCAAGAACCGGCAGUGGCGCGUGGUGUGGCAGCUCGUGCAGGAGCUCUGCACCAUCCGGGGCACCUGCGCCGAAAACAGAAUCUGCGUCCCCGUCGGCGCCGACAGCAUCAGCUGCGUCUGCCCGCCGGGGUACCGCAACGCCACCCAGAACAGCCCCUGCGAGCCCAAGAGGAACUACAGCGGCAGGGGUGACGACGACAAGUUCGUCCGGAUGGACUUCGUCUCCUUCUCCGGGGGCGCGGUCACCGCGGUGUCGGACCCCGGGCCCCUGAUGACGAAGCUGCCGCCGCAGAACCUGGCGGACUGCGAGAGCAGCUGCCGGCGCAACGCGACCUGCGUGGCGUUCGGGUACAAGUUCGGCGGCGACCGGACGUGCCUCCAGUUCACGGGGCUGCGGGACGGGUACUGGUCCCCGGCGACAGAGGCGUCGACGUUCUUGCGGUUGGUGUCCUCGGACAACGACAGCAACCCGUUCACGGGGAUGACGAGCAUGAUCGAGACGGUGUGCCCAGUGCGGCUGGCGCUGCCGCUGCCGCCGAAGCAGGCGCGGACGACGAUCCGCAACGUGGCGAUCAUCACGGCGCUGUUCGCGGUGGAGCUGCUGGCCGGGGUGCUGUCGUUCUGGGCGUUCCUGCGCAAGUACUCGCAGUACCGGGAGAUGGCGCGCACGCUGGGGCUGGAGUUCCUGCCCGCCGGCGGCCCCCGGCGGUUCUCAUACGCGGAGCUGAAGGCUGCGACCAAGGACUUCUCGGACGUGGUGGGACGCGGCGCGUACGGGACGGUGUACCGCGGCGAUCUGCCGGAUCGGCGCGCCGUGGCGGUGAAGCAGCUGCACGGCGUGGGCAGCGGCGAGGCGGAAUUCUGGGCGGAGGUGACCAUCAUCGCGCGGAUGCACCACCUGAACCUGGUGCGCAUGUGGGGAUUCUGCGCGGACCGGGAGCAGCGGAUGCUGGUGUACGAGUACGUGCCCAACGGCUCGCUGGACAAGUACCUGUUUGCUCCUCCUCCUCCUCCGGCGGCGGCAGGUGGAGACGUAGAGCCAGAACCUUCAGGUCCACUACUAGAUUUGCACACUCGGUACCGCAUCGCCCUGGGCGUCGCCCGUGCCAUCGCGUACCUCCAUGAAGAAUGCCUGGAGUGGGUGCUCCACUGCGACAUCAAGCCGGAGAACAUCCUGCUGGAGGAUGACUUCUGCCCCAAGGUGUCCGACUUCGGUCUGUCCAAGCUGACGAGCAAGCGCGACAAGGUGACCAUGUCCCGCAUCCGCGGCACCCGCGGGUACAUGGCGCCCGAGUGGGUGAUCCACCGCGAGCCCAUCACCGCCAAGGCCGACGUCUACAGCUUCGGCAUGGUGCUGCUGGAGAUCGUCUCCGGCCGCCGCAACUAUGGGUUCCGGCAGGAGUCGGUGGGCAGCGAGGACUGGUACUUCCCCAAGUGGGCGUACGAGAAGGUGUACGUGGAGCGGCGCAUCGACGACAUCAUCGACCCGCGCAUCUCUUCGUCCUAUGGGUACGACGACGCCGGCAGCGUGGCCACCGUGGAGCGCAUGGUGAAGACGGCCAUGUGGUGCCUCCAAGACCGCGCCGAGAUGCGGCCGUCCAUGGGCAAGGUGGCCAAGAUGCUGGAGGGAUCCAUCGAGAUCACAGAGCCUGUGAAGCCCACAAUCUUCUGCGUCCAGGACGACUAGUAGAGUAACUAGGCGGAUUAGCAAAACUACGUCACGUCUGUUUUGUUUUUUUAUACAGAGUAUGAUAAAAGAAGAUUAAAAAAAUUAAGUUCACUAAUAUUAGACAUUUUAAUAUUUUUAUCAAUUUAUCAAUAUUUAAUAUAUUUAUUUAAUUAUAGAAAAAAUUAUAGUACUUUCAUACAUGCACAUAAUUUUAAUAUGUAGACGGCAGUAAUACGAACCCAACAAAAUUUAUUUCAUAUUUUUUGAUCUUUAGAUAUUUUUCUUUGCAUAUUAGAUUAUUUCAGCCGAUUUAUCAAUAUAGCUAAUAUUCAUUUAGACAUUUUCCUAGAAUUUUUUGAAAAUGAA